CGCUGGGACUGGGAGCCGCUCGGAACCGAAGGGGGAGGCGGCUCAUUCUCAGCGGCUGGCGCUCUCGACGACUGCAGCAGCAGCAUGAGCGGGCCGGAGAGUGGCGGGGGGCCGGGGCUGCCGCCGCUGCCCAAGAGCCUGAGCGGGCUGCUAAACUCCUCCUCGGGCGGCGGCGGCGGGCGCUGGCGGGACCUGGAGCGGCUCUAUGCGCAGAAAUCACGCAUCCAGGACGAGUUGAGCCGGGGGCGGUCGAGCAGCGUCGGCCGAGGCUCUCCCCGGCCGCCCAACCUGGACGCGGCGCUGGCCCUGCUCCGCAAAGAGAUGGUUGGCCUUCGGCAGCUGGAUAUGUCAUUGCUAUGUCAACUGUACUCUCUUUAUGAAUCAAUACAAGAAUACAAAGGAGCAUGCCAAGCUGUAUCUAGUGCAGACUGCACAUAUGCUUUGGAAAAUGGCUUUUUUGAUGAAGAGGAGGACUAUUUCUAGGAACAACACAGCAGGGACAAAAGUGCAUGGAUCAGUCUUUCACUCUGUGUAACUCCCAUUUCCAAGAAAGAUUGGAGGUUGGAAUCUAUCUAGACAUCUCUUCUUGGGGGGUACACCCCCGCUACCUUACCUGUUGUUAAACUCAUUUAUUUCUGGCAGACUGUCAAUACAAGUUACACAUGCAUAAGCUACUUCUGGAAAGUGAUGUGCUACGUGUUUUGAGGAGUCCUCCAACAUGUUUGACAGGUGGUAUCAUUUUUAAUUUGCAGGCUGGGUGUUUCCAACCUACUGAUUUUUGGCAAGUAACUUACAGCUAUAAUUUUGAUCAAACAAGAGGGUGAUAACAUCCUGAGUAUUCUAAUAACUCUUUCAUAAUUGUGGUGUGAGUAACUAUGGAUGGUAUGCGUUUGUCAACAGUACAGAUAAAUACUGUUUGAAGAAAUGAUUUGAUACACACAUUCCAAGCUGUACUAAGCUAGUCUGCUCUUAUCAGCCAUGUCACUUAACUCCAGUUCUGCACUGGGUGGAUUGUUUACACAAUUUCUCAGAUAUUUAUCUUUCACCCUCUCUACAUAAAACCAUAUUUUGCCAUGUUCUUUUCUUCCUAGCCCAAAAGCUACAUGUAUGCUAGUGAAUGUUAUCAGUACCCUUUUUUUCCUGCUGAUCUAAUUUACUUUCUUAGUGCUACCAAGGGGCAAUAACUUUUACAUUUACUUCUAGAGCUGUCUUGCAUAAACAUAGUUCUGUGACUGCUAACAUCUGUUUCAAAAUGGUUUACUCAGCUUUUACUGUAUUGAAUAGUAAAAGCAUAGGUUCAGUCAGUCUGUCAGCCACUGUGUGGCUUGUAAUAAGCCAAACUCUUACGCAAGUGUUUUCAAUCACAUGAAGAUGAAGUAUCAGGAAACCUUUAAUACAAGAUACUGGGACAAACUGCAAUAUUUUGUACUGGGUGAACUUUGUUUCUGGAAGGUAACCUUCAACUUAAAAAAAAAAAAAAAAA
Molecule: messenger RNA, 1483 nt
Organism: Trachemys scripta elegans
Lineage: Eukaryota; Metazoa; Chordata; Testudines; Emydidae
Gene: FAM89A
Product: family with sequence similarity 89 member A
Exons: 2
Coding region: 85-483 (132 amino acids)
Source: RefSeq, a predicted model, not a curated record